Panicum hallii is the source of this 1644-nucleotide messenger RNA. RefSeq names its product probable tRNA-splicing endonuclease subunit Sen2. Lineage: Eukaryota; Viridiplantae; Streptophyta; Magnoliopsida; Poales; Poaceae. Gene Ontology annotation, biological process: tRNA splicing, via endonucleolytic cleavage and ligation; tRNA-type intron splice site recognition and cleavage. The transcript has 4 exons. Bases 627 to 1541 code for a protein of 304 amino acids. The record is from RefSeq and is a predicted model, not a curated record. Gene Ontology annotation, molecular function: tRNA-intron lyase activity; nucleic acid binding. Gene Ontology annotation, cellular component: tRNA-intron endonuclease complex.
UCCAACGCCAUCCAGCCUCGCCGCCACUGCUCGCUCCAGCGCCGCCGCGGCCGUGCUCCCGCUCCAUCCAGGCGCCUCUCCACCACUCACACCUCCAACCACGCCGUGCCGUCGGCCCGUCUCUACUCAGACUGCAAAACCGCCCAGCCCAGUAGCGCACGUCCUGUCAGUCACUCAGUCCUUGCCGGCGACGGCGUCACUCUCGGCGAGGCGUCGGCCGCUGCCGGCGGGUGCAGCUCCCUCCGCGCGUAGGCACAGGCACAGCGUAAGUCUGCAGACCUCCGCUCCUCCGGCCUCCAGGUGAACUCCCUCCCCUCUACGCGCAGAUAUGCCCCUCGGGGGCGCGCCUCCUUCUUAUCCCCUGCCCUCCGCGCCCGCCUCUCUCUGUCUCCUCCUUCCCUUUCCCCUCCCUCCCAACGCCAGGCUUGCCCUCCCCUCUCCGCGUCGCCUCCCGUCCAGGAAUCCGCCACGAAGGGGGCCAAAUCCAAGGGCGCCGCCAAGGCCGACGCCAAGUUGGCCGUGAAGAGUAAGGGAGCGGAGAAGCCGGCCAAGGGCAGGAAGGGAAAGGCCGGCAAGGACCCCAACAAGCCCAAGAGGGCGCCCAGCGCCUUCUUCGUCUUCAUCUUAUGGAUUUGCCAGGUCCGAGAUGGAAGAAAGGCAAGGACGGCAAGAACUUUGCCGCUCUCGCAGCAACCAAUCCCAUGUCGACGAUAGUUGCUGAGCUCCAGGCUUCUUUGAGAGACGCAGAAACUGUGGCCAUUUUAUCAGGGGAUGGCAAAUACGCGAUUCUUGCAGUUGGAGCACACCAAGCCGCACUUCUAAACCGUGCGGCCUUUGGCCGGGCUGUGGACAAUACAGGCGAUGAGAAGCUAUGGUUCCAGCUGGGCCCCGAGGAGAUGUUCUUUCUUUGCCAUGCCCUCAGGUGCAUCACAGUUGAAUCGGAGAACAAGAAGCAGAUGGGUGAAGGGGAGCUGUGGGAUCUCUUGACCUCCACCUCAGAGCCAUUCCCGGAGAUGUACAAGGCGUAUGAACACCUUAGGUUGAAGAAUUGGGUUGUAAGGUCAGGAUUGCAGUACGGUGCAGAUUUCGUAGCUUACCGUCACCAUCCAGCACUUGUUCACUCGGAAUUUGCAGUAAUCGUAAUUCCAGAAGGCAAAAUGUUUGGUGCUCGAUGUGGCCGCAUGAAGGUGUGGCCUGAUCUACUCUGCGCGCUUCGGGCUUCUGGAAGUGUGGCCAAGACAUUACUUUUUCUGACCAUCAGCACCAUGAACUGCGAGGUGAGAUCGUCUGAUUGUUUGGAACAGCUGAUUGUUCAUGAGAGGAUGAUCAACAGAUGGAUACCGCAGCAGUGCCGUGAGCAACAAGACAAACCACGCAGAGAAGAAGCCCACAGGGAUGAGCAAAGACAAAAACAGUGCAGAGAAGAAGCAAUUAGGGAAGAACAAGAGGAUACGAGAGAGGGUGUAGUAUUUAGCUAUUGGGGUGUAAUACUAAGCUUUACAAUUCUUUCUAGCUUACUUGUCUACAAGCUCAAACUUUGACUGAAGAGCUUAAUAUUUCUGUAUGCUCAUGUUGGUAAACGUGAAUUUUCUGUCCUAUUGAAUCCUAUGAUGGUACUUUGUGACCCUCGUUGAGGUCUCUAGA